This is a messenger RNA of Fusarium pseudograminearum CS3096, 1551 nucleotides long. RefSeq lists its product as uncharacterized. Bases 1 to 1551 code for a protein of 516 amino acids. The record is from RefSeq and is a predicted model, not a curated record. Lineage: Eukaryota; Fungi; Ascomycota; Sordariomycetes; Hypocreales; Nectriaceae. Gene Ontology annotation, molecular function: iron ion binding; heme binding; monooxygenase activity. The transcript is spliced from 8 exons.
AUGGCAGGCACGACUUUCGCAGAAUGUCAACUUGUUGUUGAUCGAUGGAUCAGCGAGACUCUUGACCAUCCCCUAGGCCGGUACUUUAUGGCCGGGUUCGGGUCAUCUUUGGUCGUGCUACUCGUGGCUAUUGCAGCUUUCUGCAGCCGUAGCAAGACUCCCAAUGUCCCGAUUCUACUACAAGACGAGAUCGGCAAUGCAAGGAAGCGUGCUCUCGAGUACUGCUUCAACCCACGGGAGGUCAUGGAGAAAGGGUACAAAAAGUUCAAAAAUGAAGUCUUUGGCCUCGAUACCCAAGACGGGCUCAAACUGGUCAUACCUCCGAGCUACUUAGACACACUCAAGAGUCAUCCCGCUCUGAGCUUCAAAGCUUCUAUUGAUAACGACAUGCAAAUCGAAUACACACAUUUCGGCGGUCCACCGGAGUAUGUUAUCCAUGCGAUCAAAGCCAAUCUCACUGGAUCACUUCCCGCGUUUGCACCUAUACUCCACACAAUGGCACGCAAGAAUAUGCCCAAAGUUAUGGGUACCACAGACUGGACACCAGUCAAAAUCCACGACCGAGUACUCCGCCUCAUCGCAACAAAUAACGCUCGCGCUUUCCAAGGUACAGCUGCAAGUGAGGACGAAGAAUGGCUCUCAGCAUCCACAGGUUAUGUUCUGGCUUGCUUCGACUGUAUACGAGCUUUGAAGCAGUGGCACCCAUGGCUCCGACCUCUCGUCUAUAGACUCAUCCCUGAACGAGCUGCCAUCAAGGAUCAAUGGGCCAAGGGUCGUAAACGAGUCAUGGCAUCCAUGAAAGAGAGACAAGCCAAGGGUGGAAAUAUUGAAGACCCACCCACUAUGUUGGAUCAUUUGAGUAACGGCAAGAACGAGAAAAUGGCCAAUGAUAUCGAAAAGCAGCUGGUUCAUCAAAUGAAUCUGAUUGCUGUCGGUACAGUCACCACCUAUUCUUCUACAACACAGGCCAUCUACGAUCUUGCUACUCAUCCAGAAUAUGUCCCCAUUCUGCGACAAGAGGUUGAAUCUGUAUCUCGAGACGCCAACGGAAAUUUCACUCGGGACUCAACUUUGGCGAUGGAGAAGCUUGACAGUUUCAUCAAGGAGAGUCAGCGAUUCCACUCCCCCGACCUAACCACCUUCCAACGAGCAGCGAUCGCAGACAUGACUCUUCCCGAUGGCACAUUUGUCCCCAAAGGAACAAAGAUGGAGAUCAACACCUGCUCAAUCCACAAAGACAAAGAUCUGUACGAGAAUCCUGGCGACUUUGACGCUCUUCGCUUCUACAAGAUGCGUCAGGGCCCUGGGCAAGAAGCAAAGUACCAGUACUUUAGUGUGGGCCGAGAAGACCUCUCAUGGGGUUUUGGACGACACGCUUGCCCCGGGAGGUAUCUCAGUGCUAUCAACAUCAAGCUUAUCAUGGCUGAGCUCUUGAUGAACUACGACAUCAAGCUGUGCGAUGGGGAAAGCCGACCGCCGAAUAUUGAAUUCGAAGUUCUUUGCUCUCCCGACCCCAAUUACGAGAUUUUAUUGAAGAGCAGAGAUCAUUAG